UAAAUUCUUCCUAAAAUUUAUAACAAUUACGGGGCUAAAUUGGUUUUAUCAGAUUUCCAGUGCUUAUGUUAAACGUUUUAGCUUUUUUUUAGGUUUUUCUUGUUGAAUUGUCGAAGCAUAAAAAUACUUGAAGCUGCGAUAAUGAACAAAUAACUCACACCAAUGUGCGCCCGAUGCACCGUAUUGUAUACACGUUAUCAUUCUUAUCCAGUCAUUGAGAAGUGUCAAUCAUUGAAGCUGCAUUCGAAACAGAUAAACCUCGGUCCUGAAACUGAUCCAGAAUCUAUGUCUGUGUCCGACCUGAACGUAUCCCAUUAUAUCAGUGGACUAAGAAGCACUCUCAGUGAAGGAUAUUCCCACUGGAACUCCGGAUCGGAAUCGGGUUCUGAAACUGAUAUCGAGCCGUUAACAUUCUGGAACUGGCCUCGAAUCCCGAAACCCACUCCAAGAACCAGUCCUAAACCUAUCAAGAUGCUGGAACUGAUACGAAACUUUUUCCGGUUGUGGCACUGUUUCCACACCUGUCUUCCUGCUUAGGAACUGACACUACACCAAUCUCUUAACUAGAACUAAUUGCAUACGAUUUUGAUGGCUUUAUGAAUUUCGUCUUUAGCGCUAAUCUCGCGUCUUUCCCGAUUGCAAAAAGUUAUUCAAAGACAGUUGCAGUCUUGUAGCUGAUAUAGAACUUUUCUAAAUUUGCCGGAACUGGUUCCAAACCGAUGUCGAUGCUUCAAUUUGCAUAUAAUUUACUUGAAUGCUGCGACUCAAUACUCAUUUUCACAUGAGCCAAUGAGGUUUGUGAGGACGAUAUUAAUUCCUGGAAAGAUCCUCAAAAAAAAUUCCAAAAAACCUCCCCACUUCUCCAGCAACCACCAAAAGCCUACUGGGUGGAUUCGACACCGCGCGCGCCCUGUUUGCAAGUGUGCGAAGUAUACGAAGCCUCCCCACCCUUUGCACACACACUAACAUACGCACACACUCACAGACAGCCCAACACACAACCUUUUACAGCCGGGGCUGUACUCGCACAUCGUGCGCUUCACGCUUCACCGGGCCUCAUUGCCGAAAGGGAACGGAAAGGAAACGGCAGCUCGAACACAGCCUUUAGCGUGUGUGACCCCUCGCGUCUAGUUCGCCAGCUCUCCUUCUACAGCCCCACCGCUCCACCGUCGCAAACACAACACGCUACGCACCCGUGUGUCAGUUCUUGAGCUCUUCCAUCGAAUUUUGGAUUUCAGUCGACGAUGAGCAGCGCUGAACCGCAGACGAAGAAAACGAAAAUGGCUUCGAGUUUGGAACAACUGAAACAGCUCACCACGAUCGUGGCCGACACCGGCGACUUCGAGGCGAUGAAAACGUACAAGCCGACCGACGCUACGACGAAUCCGUCGCUGAUUCUGUCCGCGGCCGGCAUGGAGCAGUACCAGCAUCUGAUCGAUAAGGCCAUCAAGCACGGACAGAAGGCGGGAACCACGCUGGACGAACAGGUGUCCGAGGCGGCCGACAUGCUGUUCGUGCUGUUCGGGUGCGAAAUUCUGAAGCUCGUGCCGGGCCGCGUGUCGACCGAAAUCGAUGCCCGGCUGUCCUUCAACAAGGAAGCGUCGGUGGCGAAAGCCUUGAAGCUGAUCGCACUGUACGAGGAGCGCGGCAUCAAGCGGGACCGGGUGCUGAUCAAGCUCGCCUCCACCUGGGAGGGCAUCCAGGCGGCCAGUGUGCUGGAGAAGGAGCACAACAUCCACUGCAACUUGACGCUGUUGUUCUCGUUCGCGCAGGCGGUGGCCUGUGCCGAGGCGGGCGUCACCCUCAUCUCACCGUUCGUGGGCCGCAUUCUCGACUGGUACGUGGCCAACACGGAGCAGAAAGCGUUCGAGCCGGAGCAGGAUCCGGGCGUCGUGUCGGUGACGAAGAUUUACAACUACUACAAGAAGUUCGGCUACAAGACGGUCGUGAUGGGCGCGUCGUUCCGCAACGUGGGCGAGAUAAUGGCGCUGGCCGGGUGCGAUCUGCUCACGAUCAGCCCGAAGCUGCUCGGCGAGCUGGAGAAGAGUGCGGAACCGGUCAAGCGCUAUCUGGAUGCGGAGAAGGCGAAGGAGGUGCCGCUGGAGAAGGUGCAGAUGGACGAGGCCACGUUCCGCUGGAUGCUGAACGAGGACCAGAUGUCGACGGACAAGCUGUCGGACGGUAUUCGCAAGUUUGCGGCCGACGGUCGCAAGCUGGAAACGAUGCUGCGUGGUCUGCUGCAGUAAGGGUGAGGGUUCGGAGAGACUGGAGAGGAGUGCGCGGUACGGUAAAACUGGUGCCGAGGCGGCCCAACAAAGGUUAAAACGAAAAAGGCUCUUUAUGUUGUGUGUUGUCGUUGUUUUCUUCUGGAAUUAAAUGUGCUUAUAUUUUGAUAAAUA
Molecule: messenger RNA, 2399 nt
Organism: Anopheles merus
Lineage: Eukaryota; Metazoa; Arthropoda; Insecta; Diptera; Culicidae
Gene: Taldo
Product: probable transaldolase
Exons: 5
Coding region: 1245-2246 (333 amino acids)
Biological process (GO): pentose-phosphate shunt; pentose-phosphate shunt, non-oxidative branch; carbohydrate metabolic process
Cellular component (GO): cytoplasm; intracellular anatomical structure
Molecular function (GO): transaldolase activity
Source: RefSeq, a predicted model, not a curated record